This is a messenger RNA of Acipenser ruthenus (sterlet), 3106 nucleotides long. RefSeq lists its product as uncharacterized. The record is from RefSeq and is a predicted model, not a curated record. NCBI's taxonomy places the organism in Eukaryota, Metazoa, Chordata, Actinopteri, Acipenseriformes, Acipenseridae.
CCCCCUCACUCCCGUAAGAGCUCUCGUCCAAUCAGGCGAGGGUAACCGAAAGCGUGUGACGGCGCCGACGACGUGUACACAGCGCGCGCUCUCUUUUGUGUACCUCGGAAUGUGUACACGCGCAGGUGAGAGAGCGAGAGAGAGAGAGCGAGGCGGCGGCGGGAACACGCAGCGUCAGAAAAAUUGAGAAAUUUAACAAGUUGCCAUGACGCCCUGCUAGCGACCAAUGUCUUUCAGCGCCACCAUUCUGUUUACCCCGCCCCCUGUCAAUGGGGGCGUGGCAACAGCAGCCAGUAGCAGCGGGAGUGCCAGCGCCUUGGAGACGGGAGGCACGGCAACAGCCACUCCCAUUACUGUGAGUGGGCGUGGCCUGGCACUGUCCAGCACAGAGGAACUUCUGCAUCUCAUAUAUCAAAAGGUAGACCAGGCCUGCUCCAGUGCGGACAGCGCCCUUGCCCUGGCCCGGCAGAACCACCAGAUCCUGUCAGAACUGAGAGGGAGCGUGGCCGCCCUGAGCAGAGGGCAGGGGUCACCCGACAGCACACUGCCCACUGGGACAGCUGAGCAGGAGCAGGAGGAGGAGCUGAGGCUGAAACAGGAAGUGAGGUCACCGCCGCCAGACAGGAGGAUGGCCAUGACGUCGUCAUCGGGGAGAAGUGGGCGGGGCUUUCCGGGAAGGGGCCGGGGAACCGGGGCCACUGAGCAGCGAGCAAGCAGCGUGGGUAUGGCCCAAGAAGAAUUUCAAUUGGACAGGCUACUAAUUGCCCCCUUGCAGUGCCAAAUGUACCCUGAAACCCUCCCUCCGCCCCCCCCCGCCCCCCCACACCAGCCCCCAGGUCACCUUCCAGCACUGCGUGCUGUCCAGCCACCCCAACAUAACCCCGAACACCAACGUAACCAGCUCACAAACCAGUGUGCACAACCACGCCUGCUCGUCGGCAACAGUGGGACCGUUCCGAAUCCCAAUCUCAACGGGACGGCCAGCAAAACCGCUCUGACCAGCAUGGACCGCUCCCUGCUAAUCCCCAAAGUAAACCCCAACUCGAACCUCCUCGUCCACGCGAGCAGGAACGCUGGGCAGGGUCCGCAUGCCAGCCACCGCGUGACGAAAACCAGCGCCAACGCUGGCCUCGGAAACACAAACGUUGGCCUUUCUACAGCGGCCCAGUUCAGGGCCAGGCCGGGGGGGGUUCUGGGGGGUCUAGAAGAAGUCCCCAAAAACCCCCCCCACCCCUCGUACGUCUUGGACGGAAGGGGGCGUCUCGUAGGACGCGGUGUGAGCCCCCAGUCCGGCCACGCUAACGCUGCCGGCGCUGUGGGGGUGGCUGGACCGGCCAGGAAGAGUCCCAGUUGUUCUGUUGCACUGGGAGGCACUGGGACCCCCUCUGUUGUGUCGGCGGUUGGGAGGGGGGCGGCCCCGCGGACGGCGCCUGGACUGGGAUCUCUGGGAGGACUGGGAGCCGGCCAGCACUCCGCUGGGAGGAAGAGAAGGAAACGGGACGUGGUGCUUUCUAAAUGGGUGCACGACAUUCACAACCACGACUCCAACAACAAGAGGUUCAACGGGUCAGAGAGCCUGCAUUCCUCGUGGAAUAUGUCUGUGGUGAAGUACCUGGUUGAGAAGCUGAGGGCUGCCCUUCACUGCAGCCCCCAGCGCUACAGUGACAAGGAGCUCAAAGGUCCGUGCGUGGCGUAUUUCCUGACUAAGAGGCGUGAAUACCGUAAUGCUCUGAACCCGUACCAGAGCCUGAAGGAGCGCGAGGAGAAGAAACUGAGGAGCCGUCGAUACAGGCUCUUUGCCUAUCGCUCCUCGAUUGUCUCUCAGUUCCCUCUCGCCGACCGGAGGCUGUGGGAGGAGGAGGGCGUGACCGAGGAGCUGAUGUCGGACGAGGAGGACAGCCAAUCGGAGCCCGGCGUGUGGGUGGCCCGCUCCCCAAGGUUCCGCUCGCCCCGCCUCUCAGAACUCAUCCAACGAAUCAACAGCAGCUCCAAACCGGGCCUGAAGCAGCGACGCAAAUACGGACCAGAGUCAGACAGGCUGCCCUCCAGGGAGGGGCUGAAAGGGAUGGGAGGGGGGGAGGGGGAAGGGGAAGGGGAGGGGGAUAUUUACUCAGACAGACUGACCCUGACAGGGGGACGCGACCAGGGCCCCGGGAUGAUCAUUAUAGGAGAAAACGGACAGUACUGUGAAGAGACGGAGGUGAAGAGAGAGGGAGAGGACUGAGAGGAGAGAAGUGAGGACGAGUGAUAAUGUACGUGAAGUACAUUUUUACUAAAACACUUAAAAAUAAUCGCAAUAAGCGAUUAAACACGAGCGAACAACCAGAUUUAACCCUUUGCGGUCCUAUGUCGGACCUGGUCUGGCAUUGCAAUUAUUCCUAUCCGGUCCAAUGACAGACCCUGUCCGACAUCAUCAAAAAGACGCAGAAAACGGGUUUCUAGACGUUUUUUCUCCAGAAAAAGCCGAGAAAACCAUUCAAUGGCCGAGUGGGAGCGACAGGAGCCGAGACAAGCCAAAAAAAAAGGGCGUAUCUCAUGAAUAGUCAUACUUGCCCAUGGCAUCAGAUAGGGGCGGUCAUAAGGAAACAAGCUGGCUGCUUCUGCAUCAGCGCUCGGAGAAUAUCACAGACAUUUGCAGAGCUUUUUUGAGAUGUUAUAUAAUAAAAUAAUGACUUGGAUCACAUUAUUGAGGAGUUUGGUGAUAAAACGAGUGAUCAGGAGAUGAUUUUAUUUCUUGGCAUAGGUGAAAGCGAUAGCGAGCGAAAGGGUGGGGCGGGGCUGGAGAUGCCUAGCGAGUGCUUUGUUGAUAUGCAGGGCCUUUUAAACCCGUUUGACUGUGGAAAAAAUACUUUUAAACAGCGCGUCUAAAAUUAACUGCGCGUGUGAAAAUAAAUUGGACCUGACGCGCGAUUAAUAAAUGGACUGCAAAGGGUUAAUAAAGCUAAGAAUUCCAGUACCUUUGUUGUGCCACACGAGGGCAGUAGAGCCUAGCCCAUCUUUCCACCCCAGCGUUCUGUAAAUAACAAGCUGAGGUCUGUUUCUUUUCAGUUGUUAAUUUAUGAAGUCGGUGCUGAAGCUCUGUGUAAUAAAGUGCCUUUUGAAAUGA